Molecule: messenger RNA, 2342 nt
Organism: Aphanomyces astaci
Lineage: Eukaryota; Oomycota; Saprolegniomycetes; Saprolegniales; Verrucalvaceae
Exons: 3
Coding region: 308-2275 (655 amino acids)
Source: RefSeq, a predicted model, not a curated record
GAACUUUAUCGCGACAUCCCACUCUCCCAGUUGCCAGCCGGUUGGGUGGGAUGCUGUCACCGUAGUUUCUUAUUUCGUAUAGGUACACCACCUGCCAGCGCCACCUCCACGCGCUGGACGCAGCCCAUACCACCACCACCGCCGCCGACCUCCCUUCCUCGUGUCUUGGCCGACUUGUGCAUCUCUCGGCUCAUCAUUCCCCAGUAAACCCACCACCGUCUGCUAUCAUCGACGACGCACCCAUCUCCCCGGCUUCCCCUGUUCAUCAAGCACCACCCAACCUCCUUCUGUCUUCCUCAUCACAACCAUGUCCACCGCCACGAGCGUGUUCAAACUUGGCCGUGGUGCUGUGCAAAUGCACUAUGAAUCGUGUGAAACUUGCGGCAAAAGCAGAGUGGUCUCGCUCGACAACACGGUGGGGCUCGUACCAGCGUCCAAGAGUGUGCGCACCACCGAUCGCAUCAUUCGCGACACAUGUCGAUGUAAACGCAAGCGAUCGAGCCAUCCGUCCAUCGACGUCAGCCAAACCAAGCCUACGGGUUCCUCCAAGCUACCCACACCACAGCACCACCAGCCAAAGCAGCAUCGUCGGUCGGUCCCGUCAUCAACGUCCCCCGUCGGGGCCAAGUCGAGUCUCUCGAAGAUCGGCGACGCUUCAAGCAAGGCACCGCCCCAAGCCUCCCCUUUGUCUCAGCAUUACGCCCCACGCUCACUUCGCAUUCGCUUGCACAAAGUUGUGGACGGGUACAAGGCCCUGGCGCCGCAAACAGUCUCGCUUAAGAUCCUCAUUCAUCACUACGAUGGCGUGUACAUUGCGAUUCCGCCCAUGGGUGUUGACACUGCCAAUUGUAAUAGUACUACUAGUACUACUAGUAGUAGUACUACUACUACCGCCCUCCUCCCUCCCACCCCGUCAACACCCCGUUCAACCAACAUCCAUGCAGAGAGUGUGGUUGCGACGACAACACCACCACCACCACCACCGAAGGAACCUGCAGAGACCAUCAUCCAUGUGACCACCACUCCAAGUCCACCGCGGGGGCCUUCAACCAGGUCCGCCACUAGCACCCCUUCCACAUCGCCGGCGCCGUCCGCGCCAUCGUCCCCCAUCGCGCGCCCCGUGCUCCUUCCCAAUGGCCUCACACUUCUCGACUUGAGCAGCCCGCCGUGGACAGUCAUGCAUCCAGAAGCCAUCCACAACCGAACGCAGUGCGAAGUGUGCGGCAAGCAAGGCUCGCUCAUCUGCUGCGAUCGGUGCCCUUCCGUGUACCACACCGACUGCCUCCCGCGGGACCAUGCCAUCACUGUGGACCCGUGGCUGUGUCCGAGCUGUUUGCAGACGCCGUUCGACCAGGAUAAGGCGUGCCGGCUGUGUGCAGGGGAUACCAACUUGUCGCAGAUCAUCUUAUGCGACUGCUGCGACGACGAAUACCACUUGUACUGCUUGAACCCGCCGUUGGCGGCCGUGCCGGACGGCGACUGGUUCUGUCCGGUCUGUUCGAGUCUAGGCCAUACCCGGCGCCAGUGCCUCAAGAAGAAAAGCCAGCGCGGCGGCGGAAAGCCGCGCCCGCAGUUCUCGUACCCGUCCUUGUUGCAGGAAACGUAUGAGGACCUGACGAUUCUCGAUCGGGGCGCGUGGAUGCGCCCCCCGGGGCUCGGCAAGCAGUGGACGACCGACGACGUGCGCAAACUGACCCACGCGCAGACCAAGACCCGCCUCUUUCGGGACAAAGCGACGGGGCGCGCGCGCCGCGAGGCGCCGUCGCUGUCGAAACUGUCCCAGACGGCCAAUGUGCUGUGGUUUGCUACGAAACUUCCGGACCCCGAUGCCCGGCGGCGGCUGCUCCAACUCGCCUACUCGACGCAACUCAACGCCGAGUUUCGCAUUCGACUGCCCAUGGCCGAGAGGGUGGCGGCGAUGCUGCGAUGGCGAUACAUCUGGCCGUCGUCCGAGUUUGAAGUCGACGUGUUCAUGCGGCUCCUGCGCACGUGGCAUGAAAUGGAGCAGACGCUGUACGUCCGCCGGCCGCAACUGUCGCCGCCGCCGUCUCCGCCGCACCUGCCGUGGGGAUUUGGCCCCCAUCGUCGGAAUAAUAGUAUGCCGACGGCUCGUGGUGGAGGAGGGGGAGGGGGGGUAAAAGAGCGACUGCAGCUCGGCUACGACCACCCUGACCGCCCGAAACCGGCCGACCUGGACCCACAGUUGGUCGCAAAAGUGGCCCUGCUACGCAUCACGAGCCCCAUGUCGGUGCGCUCGAUAUUGAAUCCGUUUUAGGACAACCAGUCAGUCAGCAGUUUAUUUACCCCAAUGACUACGAAUAAUCGAUCGUCCUGUUGUUAAA